AUGGCAGGAGUGGGUAUCAACCCUAUAGGGAAUUCCUUAACUAAUACAUCUGUUAAUGUGUUGAGGCAACAAAUGGAUGAUAGUAACCAUGAAAUGGUGAAUUUGUUGGCCCAACAAAUAGGAACGGUGUUUCACCCUUUUAUUCAAAAUACAAAUGAGUCUUAUCAGCAAUUGACAAGACAAAUGGGUCGAAUUGCAGACGCAUUCGGGGUCCCUCGAAAUGAAGUGGUGAACCCCGUGGGUACAGCGUUGAAUAACGUUGUUGAAGUCAAUGCAGUUCCUCAGAAUGAACCAUCCCAGACCCACGUCGAAAUACCGGUAGGGCAGGGUGGCCGAAAUCAAUUAGAUAAUCUGGGCAUCCAAGGGCGUCAGAACGUCGAGAAUCCUGUUUUGAUAAACCGAAAUAUGGAUGCGGAUAGGAUAGUCGAGCGAAUUAGACAGAAUAACGUUGGGGGGCAUCAAAAUAUAGCGGGAAUAGUCAAACAAUUAUUGAAUCAACAUGGGUUCAAUGUAGGCUACGCGAACCGACCCCAUUUCGCUUCGGCCUUUUCCGACUUUGUUCUCCAGGUCGAAUUACCUAGGGGAUGGAAAGUCCCAAAAUUUACUAAAUUCUCGGGAGACACCGGAGAAUCUACGGUCGAACAUAUUGCAAGGUACCAAAUAGAAGCAGGGGACAUAGCCAAUAAUGAGAACUUAAAAAUGAAAUAUUUUUCGAGUUCUUUGACUAAAAAUGCUUUAACUUGGUUUACUACUUUGUUGCCUAAUUCAAUCCAUAAUUGGGCUCAGUUAGAGAGAGUUUUUCACGAACAGUUCUUUAGGGGUGAGUCGAAAGUCAGUCUGAAGGAACUGGCUAGCGUGAAAAGAAAAUUCAAAGAAACCAUAGACGAUUACUUGAAUAGGUUUAGGCAGAUGAAGUCGAAGUGCUUCACUCAGGUCCCAGAACACGAGUUAGUCGAAAUGGCGGCUGGAGGCUUGGAUUAUUCAAUUCGUAAGAAGAUAGAUACCCAACAUCUUAGGGACAUGGCUCAACUGGCUGACAGAGUCAGACAGAUUGAAAAUUUGAAACUCGAAAAAGAGAAAUUUAAUAGAGUCCCCAAGAAGGGUAAGGUUGCGUUCGUCGAAAGUUGCGAAUAUGAAGUCGAUUAUGACUCUUAUCAAGGCAACUGUGACGACGUCGAACAACAGGAGGUUGAUGUAGCCGAAUUGGUAUCAGGACCUCCUUAUGUUUGUAGGAUGUUAAAGCCUUAUGAAUCUAAAAAUACGGAAAUAAACAAAGGUGUUAGUAAGUUUCCUGUGAAAGCGUAUAACUUUGAUGUUACUAAAUGCGAUGCAAUUUAUGAUAUUUUAUUAAAAGAUGGGCAAAUCAAAGUCCCUCAUGAUAAAAAAGAAGUACCUUUCGACCAAAGGAAAGGGAAAAAGUUUUGCAAGUUUCAUAACGUAUUCAGUCAUUGGACUAAUAAUUGUGUGCGUUUCAGGGAUCUGGUGCAAACUGCAAUAAAAGAAGGACGGCUCAAGUUCGAAGAAAAGGAUAAGGGUGCGAUGAAAAUUGAUUCUUACCCAAUGCAAAUUGGCAACGCCAAUUACGUCGAACCAGCCGGGAUCAUGAUGGUUGAGUUGUCUGAUUUGAACCAGGUUGCUACUGGGGAUGAUGAUAUCGAAGUUGUGGGGCCUACUCCAGGGAUGGAGAAGGUCGAACUUCCUGAAGAUGGAAUGGAGGAAGAGGGCGUGGUCGAACUUAUAUGCCACCAAGUCGAGUGUCGUUUGACAAGUGGAUGGCAAGGAGCCAGGCCCCUCACCCUAAGGUUAAGGUGGUCGAAUUGGGGAAUGGGUCUGCCUAUAUGGAUAAUUCUCGAAACAACAAGAAUUAUACCUAUGUCCCAAGACCGUAUUUGGGUCGAAACCCAAUGA
Lotus japonicus is the source of this 1908-nucleotide messenger RNA. RefSeq lists its product as uncharacterized. The record is from RefSeq and is a predicted model, not a curated record. NCBI's taxonomy places the organism in Eukaryota, Viridiplantae, Streptophyta, Magnoliopsida, Fabales, Fabaceae. The coding region runs from base 1 to 1908 and encodes 635 amino acids. The transcript has a single exon.